GUGCCAACUUCGCAUCUUUCGCCAUUAACAUCAUUAGAAUCAAUCAUUGAAGUGUAACAUCAAAUGCUUAACCAUGAUGAAGGGCUGUUAUGAUUCUGACCUGCACGGGAUGGCAGCUACCUUCAAAGCCAGUUUAUAGAAUCAUCUAUUCGGUCUACUCGUUCGGAACCGAAGUUUAAAUCUCCCACUGUUGGGCACUGACGGGAGAGAAUCGGCUGUGGUCAGGACUAUGAACGGACAUUAACAACAAUUUAACCAAGCGAUAGCGAACAUUGCAGAUGAUAUCGAUGGUCGGUCCUCUCUACAGGCUGCUCGAACACCGGACAUGACGCCCUGGACCUUCGUCUCGCCGGCCUCUCGAGGGAUCGGACAUGAAAUAGCCCGGCACCUUCUGCAGACGACAAAUGUGCCGGUAGUAGUGACAGCGAGGACUAACUUGGAGGAAGUGAAGAGUUCGUUGUUAAAAGGACUAGGUCCCAGAGAAGAGGGUUCUGGGAAGGAUGCUUUAGAAAAGAGGCUGCAUUUGCAUCACGUCGACGUUCUUGAUGACGCUUCAAUUUCGUCCCUCAGCGAAUCCCUCAAGUCUACUUUUCCCCCUUCCUCCCACCGCCUCCAGCUAGCGUUCCUUCUCCCUGGCCGGCUCGAUCCCGAACGGACGAUCACUCGCGUCUCCGCCAGCUCCGCGUCAUUAACCUUCCAAACCAACAUCCUGGGGCCCCUCCUCCUCGCAAAACAUCUCUUCCCUUUCCUCCCAACGUCGAGGACCUCAUUGCCUCCCUCGGACGACGCAUCCACCCAUCUACCACGCACCUCCACCAUCGCCUUCCUCGCCGCCCGCGUCGGCUCCAUCUCCGACAACCGCUCCGCCGGCGGUUGGUACAGCUACCGGAUGAGCAAGGCGGCGAUAUUCCAGCUAGCGAAGACGCUCGACCUGGAGCUGCGGCGGACGGCGGGGGACCGGGCGAUGGCGGUGGCGCUGCAUCCGGGGACGGUGCGUACGGGGCUG
Messenger RNA from Eremomyces bilateralis CBS 781.70, 1006 nucleotides. Its product is annotated as short-chain dehydrogenase/reductase-like protein. The transcript has 2 exons. NCBI's taxonomy places the organism in Eukaryota, Fungi, Ascomycota, Dothideomycetes, Eremomycetales, Eremomycetaceae. The record is from RefSeq and is a predicted model, not a curated record. The annotation marks the transcript as partial.